Alternaria ventricosa is the source of this 1017-nucleotide messenger RNA. RefSeq lists its product as uncharacterized. Bases 1 to 1017 code for a protein of 338 amino acids. NCBI's taxonomy places the organism in Eukaryota, Fungi, Ascomycota, Dothideomycetes, Pleosporales, Pleosporaceae. The transcript has a single exon. The record is from RefSeq and is a predicted model, not a curated record.
AUGCCCCUGGAACUCCAACGCUUGCCGAGCACACGAGAGCUGAUAUGCAUCGCUCAUCCUACCUACCUCGACGACACCCUAAGUAUGCUGAGCGACGUAUGUAGCGACGGGAAAUCCAGUUGCCACCUCACUCCUCAAAACGAAGCCCUCGCCUCCAGAGGUCCUACCGAUGCUGGUAGUCUACAAGAUACGCAGUGUCAGUUCUUUGAGUUCCUUCCACGCGAGAUCAGAGAUGAGAUCUAUCGCUACGCACUCGGAAAUCUCAGCGCUGCUUUUAUGCACGGUAAGACUCAGGUAAGAGCAACGCAUCAUAUUCAUAAGGGACCUAUUGUAGAUACUUAUAAAGCACAAAUUCCGUGGAUGCGCGCGAGCAAGCAGAUGUACCAAGAGGCCACCGAGCAGUUUUAUCAUCUGGCUCGCUUCAACAUGGACCUGGACAUGCGCUACAAGUUUCCUCACGUCAAAGGCGUCACGCGACGGGUCAAGAUACGCCACGCCCCCACACUUACCCGCGCGAGAUUCCUUUCAGUAGUGAAUCUAACGGUAGUAAAUCUUCGCCAAACGGAAGGCUUGACCGAGACUCUGCAUUUCGACGCAGAAACCGAGCAGUACAAAGCACUGAUUGAUCUCUUCCCACGCAUGGUUGCAUUGCGGCAACUUAAGAUCCAAAUGAAACUCAAAGUCCCGCCAUGCGACGAGUUCUGCGAUAGCGAGUACCAACCCUCACUCUUGUUCAUCCGAAGUCUACCUCGUGCGUCUCUGGCAAGAUUAUGCGUCGAAAUCGAGUAUGCUUAUGAGACAUACCAUUACAGCCCCACCGCUUGGACGCUUGCCGCGAAUAACGUCGUCAGUAGGCUCUCUGAUCCUCUCAAGAGAGAGGUCGAAAAGUGCGCACUGCAUGCAGUCAGGGGUGACGAUCAUCAGUGGAAAGAGUGGAAAGAGGAGCUUGCACCUAAUGUGAGGCGGUUUAUCCAUCUCUCGCUAGGUUUUGAUAUCACUAUGGCAAACUACAGAUGA